Messenger RNA from Caretta caretta (loggerhead turtle), 15563 nucleotides. RefSeq names its product leucine rich repeat neuronal 2 (gene LRRN2). Lineage: Eukaryota; Metazoa; Chordata; Testudines; Cheloniidae. Gene Ontology annotation, molecular function: protein binding. The record is from RefSeq and is a predicted model, not a curated record.
GCUCCAGCGAGGAGGAGGGAGGAUGGAGAAAGAGGAGGAGGAGGUGGUGGGAAGCUGCUGAAAGCCAAGGAGAGUGGAGUGUGUGUGCUUACAAAUGCGACGUGAGAGGGGGAAGAAUGAUGGUCCCUCCCUGCUGCUUCCAGAUAAGUAGCUGAAGGAGAGAGAGCGGGAGAGAGGGGAAAAUUGGCUGGCCAUCAUCUCUGAGAACAGAAAUAAAGUGUGUGUGUGGGGAGGUCGGGUGUGGGGGGCAUAGAGCAGAAACUCCUCAGCUUUGGCUGGUCCAUUACGCCGGCUGCAGAGGAAACCGUAGCUCCCCAUUGUCUGUCAGCUCCGGGGCUCCGUCUGAACCUGAUGUGUGCAUGUCCGUGUCAGGGAGCAGACAGGCAAAUGACAGCGGCGCUAGAAGACCAGAGGAGAGUCCAAGGGAACGACUUUGAGAGGAAACCUCAAAAAUGCAGCAGAGUGAAAAAAUAAAUCACCUUGGGAGGAAGAAAAGGAGAAAUUCCGAUUAAAGGAGCAAGCUCCACCCAGCACAUUAUGACCUCUUCUACAGGGAAGGCCGAGCUGUACAGCCUUCAACAGGAACAAUAACGCUGCUGGGAACACCCGUGAAUGGUGGAAGAGGCUUGGGGCAGGGGUUUUCUGUGUGGGGGGCGGUCCUAUUUCCACCUCUAUCUCUCCCCGUGCCAAGUUCUGGAUGUGCCCUGUGAAAGUUUUUGCCCUGGAAGGAAAUUGGUCUUGCCAGUUGAAAAUGAGACACUUUCAAAUGAACUUGCUUCUCAUCUGUGUGGCAACUGCCACAGCCGUCCCCAUAGUGCCCUGGAAGGUGAAAUGCCCACUGCAGUGUGUGUGUCAGAUCAGACCCUGGUACACACCCAGGUCUGUGUACAGGGAGGCCGCUACCGUGGACUGCAAUGACUUGCUCAUCUCCACAGUGCCCGAGCGCUUGCCAGAGGGGACACAGACCCUGCUUUUGCAAAGCAACCGCAUCGCCAGGGUGGACCAGAAUGAGCUGGACUAUCUGAAAAACUUGACAGAGCUCGACCUGUCGCAGAACAGCUUCUCCGACAUCUGGGACUUCAGUCUGAAGAACAUGCCCCAGAUGCUGAGCCUCCACCUUGAAGAGAACCAGCUGGCCGAGUUGUCCGAUAACAGCUUCUCUGGCCUGGCCAAUCUCCAGGAGCUGUAUCUGAACCACAACCAGCUGCGUAGGAUUUCCCCACGGGCCUUUUCAGGCCUCAGUAACCUCCUUCGACUCCACCUCAACUCUAAUCUCUUGAGGACAGUUGACAGCCGCUGGUUCCAGGUGCUCCCCAACCUGGAGAUCCUCAUGAUCGGAGGCAACAAGGUGGAUGCUAUUUUGGAUAUGAACUUCAGGCCUCUGUUAAACCUGAGGAGCUUGGUUCUGGCUGGGAUGAACCUGAGGGAGAUUUCAGAUUUUGCCCUGGAAGGGCUGAGAAGCCUGGAGAGUCUGUCUUUCUACGACAACAAGCUGGUGAAUGUUCCCAAGCGGGCACUGCAGCAAGUCCCUGGCCUUAAGUUCCUGGAUCUGAACAAAAACCCUUUGCAGAGGAUCAGGCAAAGUGACUUCACAAAUAUGCUACACCUCAAGGAGCUGGGACUUAACAACAUGGAGGAGCUGGUUUCCAUAGACAAGUUUGCCUUGAUCAACCUCCCCGAGCUGACCAAACUGGACGUGACCAACAAUCCCAAGCUGUCUUUCAUCCACCCCAGAGCUUUCCAUCACCUGCCCCAAAUGGAGACCCUGAUGCUCAACAACAACGCCUUAAGUGCCUUGCAUAAGCAGACGGUAGAGUCCCUGCCCAACCUACAGGAGAUCAGCAUCCACAGCAACCCUAUCCGCUGUGACUGCAUCAUCCGCUGGGUCAACAGCACUGAGAACCAUAUCCGCUUCAUUGAGCCCCAGUCCACACUGUGCGCUGAUCCCCCAGACCUGAAGAGGAGGCACAUCCGGGAUGUCCCCUUCCGGGAAAUGACUGACCGGUGCCUGCCUCUCAUCUCCACCAAGAGUUUCCCCUCCCACUUGGAGGCGGCAGACAGUGAGAACAUCUCACUACAUUGUAGGGCCCUGGCGGAACCAGAACCAGAGAUCUACUGGGUCACACCAUCUGGGGUCAAGCUGAUCCCUUACUUGGAGGACAGCAGGUACAAGGUGCACCCUGAAGGGACACUGGAAAUUCACAAGAUAACUGCACAGGAGGCCGGGCUCUAUACCUGCGUGGCCCAUAACCUCAUCGGUGCCGACACCAAGAGUGUCAGCCUGAUGGUCAACAGCUCCUUCCCUCUCAGCGUGGACAACCUGGAGCUCCUGGUGAAGGAAGUCCAGGCUUACCAUAUCCUUGUCACCUGGAAGCCCCACCUCAACACGGUCUCCUCCAAUCUCACCUGGUCCAGCUUCUCCUUCAGCUCCAGUUUGGAUGUGACCAACGUGGCCAGGAUCCCUGCGGGCACCCACCUGUAUAACAUCACCAGGCUCCACCAGGGCACAGAGUACUGGGCCUGCCUUCAUGUGGCCUUCCUAAACUUGCAGUCCAAGGUGGCCUGUGUGAAUGCCAGGACUAAAGAGGCUGGCUAUGGCUACCGGUACCUGGAGAGCAGGCAGAGUGUCUUGACAGUGCUGGCCCUCUGCAUCUUACUGCUCUCAGCCAUCCUGGUUGGCCACUAUGGCUUUGGUUCUUACAGGCCGCAGCCUGGGAGCCCUGGGAAGCUGCUCCUGCACUGCCUGCCAUGGAACCCAGGCUCCUCUUCGGUGCGCGUGGUCUACCCUCCUUUCGUCAAACACUGGGAUCAAGGGAGGCCUGGGGAGAAGCUCCUAGCCGUGGAGGUGCAAGCAACGCCGCUGGACUCUUGAAGGUCGACUCUUUGGAGGAGCGUGGAGUUCUGGUGGCGGUUUCGGGGGUCGGGGAGAAGGCACGUGAAACUAUUUUUUGCCAAAAAUAAAAAGAAGACUUGACUGACAAACAAAGCAGCGUGGCAAGUGGAGAGGGACAUGGCCAACAUCCAGGCCUUGCGGUGCCCCUCUGCCCCCAUGCCCCACCCAAAUCACCGAUCAAUAUUUGGCCAAACAGAUUGUUUCUCUGACAGACAACCUGCUGUUACUGGGGGAAAGGUUCUUGAGUGAAUCUUCAGCACAGACAGGGACAAUGAAAGGCAAUGCCCAGAGCAGAGAGCACAAGCAAGAACAGCCAUACUGUAGAACCACAGAUGACACCAAGCCCCCAGCAGCCCAGCUGUUAGUCUGCUAUCUGGGUGGUCCCUGUCUCAGAAAUACACAAAGGCCUUUCCCUUUGGGACUUUUUUUGUGUGUACAGCCAUAGGUAACCACGAUUCAAACCUGCCAGCCCCCUUAUUCGCUCACCCACAACCACCUCAAGGAACAGAGUGGGGAGGGGGGGAAGAUGACAGUUGGGCUAAGAAAACAAGGAUGCUGCUGUAUCUCUUAACUGGCUAGUGACGUCUUCGUGACUCCGGCUGGAUUCUGCCGUGAAAAGCCUAUUGGAUCCCAUAACCCCAGAGCUUGAUUUCAAGGCUAUUUUGUAAACUUUUGUGGAUAAUGUUACAAAAAAAAAAAAAAGAGGAAAUUCUUGCUUUUCUGUAUUUGUAAAAAAAAAAGAAACAAAAAAUCUUUGUACACUGGUCUAUAGCGUGAAGGGUUCGUGCUAGAAAAACGUUGCAGAGACAAAGGGGGGAGCGGGGAGGUAUGGAAAGGUGAAAUCUUUGAUGUGACAGAGGUUCCAGGAACAGAGUGUCUUACUUCCAAAUAGCUGCACUUUGCUCUCUGCACAUGUCCCACUGCAUAACUUGAAACAUCCCAGGAGAUGAAAGUGAGAAGAGGCUUUAUGGGUGCGAGGGGAAUAAAUAUUCUGGUCUCCAAUGCUGUCAUCACCUCUCUUUCUCUGAUAAGCAAUUAAAAUUGCAAAUGAAACAUACCGGUGGACAGCAUGAGUCUCUCCCCCUGCCCCUUCUGUUUCUAAUUAUGCCAAGCCAAGGGAUGACGCUGUCUGUAGAAUUUCAAAUCAGUGAGCUUGGGAGAGUCAGCUUCCCUUCGCUAGUGGUGUAUGGAUGUUUUUAUUUUAAAAACUCAUUUGUUUACUUUUAAAUUUAUAAGAAGCCUUUAAUUGGGUGGGAGGGGGAACCACAUGGAAAGAGAAAGGAAGGACAGGCGAGUUGGCUGAGGGAGAAAGAGAUGGAUAGCUAGAAAGAGAGUGAUAGAAAGAAGCCACCAGAAAAGGGUCAGUGUAAAUACAUGACGAAACAAUUUUCCCGCCAGGAAGUAUAAUGUUCAUGGUUAUGACCGUUGCUUUAUCUUUCAAAAUCUGGGCAAGAUGGUGGUUGUAAGGAGACAGAAGACAAAUGAGUUGGCUAUCUGAGAUCUGAGACCAGCGCCGAUGGUGCCCUGGUGUACUGAGAGUUCCAGGUUAAAAGGCAUGGGGAGAUGAGGAGCAAUUUGAACGAGACACAUGCAUGGGCUGAUCCGAUGUGCCCUCAUCACCAUCUCCGUAAUGACCUGCCAUCAUCCGUGCUCUGACAGCAGCAAAUUCAGGUAGGACCAAAGCCUUUUGAAAUCCAUGGGUUGUGGAGCAGGCCCUUUGACCAGUCACUCCACAUAAUACUCCCUGCUCCACACAAUGCUCCCCAUCCACUGUGGGGCACAUGGUGCCCAUUACAAACAUUAAGAAAAGCUCUACCAUAAUCAUGUACAGUUUUCUGACGUGGUACAAUGGCAUAGGGAAAAAAAUCUCCAUCUAGAUCUAGCAGAUGUGUAUCCACAUAAAAAAAAUCGCUGCAUAAUUUGGCAUGGUUGGCAACCUUUUCUUAGGAAAAGGCCAGGUCUGGAAUCGCAGGGACUGCUGGAGGUCAAGAGCAGGGCGCACUGGCAGAAUAGUGUGUGUGUGAGAGCCCUGCACUAAUAACAGCAAGCUACAGGUCAGGACUGAAGGCAUCAAAAGAGCUUUGCAGAGGAAAGUUGCCCAGCCCUUGGCGGUGCUAUAGCCGUCUCUUGCUAGGAUAAUAAUUCCCUUUCUUUCCUCCAGAACCAAAUCUGUUCCCUCAAUUAUAAGGGACAGUGCCAGAGGGAAAAUUUCAGCCAGGUUAGCUGUAAUCACCUGAAACAAAACGUGAGGUACCAGCAAAUAAAUAAGACCCAGAGACCAAAGUGUACACAGCUAAGCUUUGCUAGAGCGUCUGCAAACAUAAUCAUGCCUUCCCCCCCUUUGGGAGGGGCUCUGAGUUGAUCAGAGAGAAGAAAUAAAACAAAGAUGAAGAGAGAUUCCCCUCCUGGUUCUUCUGAGCCCAGUCUAGGGAUAAUGGCAGACAGAUACCUUUUGCAUUGGUGGUGGGGGGAGUAGGGGGGGUGUCUGAGAGAGGCUUUCAUUAAAAAUUUAAAUGGCCUGGGAUGUGAAGUCCCAGCCUCUACAGUUUGCUAGCUCUGUUGAGGUGAACAGCAAGGAGAGCAAUGAAAAGAAGCCACUAUGAGUGUGUGUGUGUCUUGUUCUCUUUCACUCACAUGCACAGCUGACCCCUCUACUCCGCAAGCACCAUCGGUGACGGUCGAUUUUGGGGGAUGCACAACCAUUGCUGAGCGAGCCCUGGCUAAUUUGCAUGGACAUCUUCAUGAAUGUUAAGAUGCACAAAUCAAUGAGGGCACCGUGCCCUGCUUGCCUUGAUAAAGGAGUAGACAUUGCUUGUUCCUGCAAGUCCACCAGCAACACAUGCCAGCAGCCCUUCCAGCUCUGUCCUUGCCCUGCAGUUACAGGGAGGCUGUUGGAUGCCUUAAGCCACCCAUUUAAAGCCAUCCCUGCUUUAGAAUACCCUGAUAUUCUGUUCUCUCUCUCCCCCAACCCCCUCAUUCACAGGAAAGAAGCCCCUCAAAUGGAGCUGUCAAGACACUACCACCAUCUCUUGAUGAAAAACCCAUCACCCCGUAACUAACUGGGGUGAUGGCUAACUGGCCACCUUAGCAGAGACACCAAGGAUUGACUGGGCCAUAGAGCCUGAACUUUCCUCUCAAGUCCAGAGGAGGUUGCUCCAGGCUGGGGAUGAGGUGUGUUGGUGAAGUAGGUGGGGGGAGCUUGCACUCUUCAUAGUGGCUGAACUAUUCCUUGGAUAAACAGCAGCUGGAAAAUGACUCCCCUUUAAAAAAUGGACAUGCCGCUCUCCCAGUCAGAACUUGGGAGAAACGCACAAGAAAAUGGCACAUCCUCCCCAAAGCAAGACAGCCCACCUACAGACCUGUCUGAUGUUGUGCUGCAACGCAAUGUCCUUAACACUUAAAGCUAGAAGGACUAUUUGACAUGGUGGAAGAACACUGAAGAAAUUAUGCGAUUGAUGCAGCCUGUGUAGACAACUUCAAGUGUGAGAUUCCAUGGCCCAGUCCUCUGUGACCUGCCUAACCUCAGACCUCUACUCUUCCGUGCAGAGUUGGGCUCCAACCCCACAUCUCAGUACCUCUCCCCUGCCCUGAACUCUGGAGGGUUUCAAAUCCAGAUGGGAGGUUUACAGCUUGACUCUGUCUCUGCUUUAAAGUUAGGAGUUUUGUUUCCUGGAUCCUCAUUCCCAGCUGGGACUGGCAAUGUUGUUCUGCUUCAAACAUCAGAAUAAAAGAUUGUCCCCACCAGGCGUACAAACAUAACAAUUACUGAGUCCCUGUCCCAGCUGGGAGCAGUGAGCAGGUGCCUUCAGUGCGAUGCCAGAAUAACUCAUCCCAGGCAAAGCACGCCCCUGCUCCCUGGGCUGACACCACUGCAUGGGGGUUGCCUCUUGCUGGCUGAAAUAAAAAUGCUGAAAAAGUAGAGAACAGUUUAAUUCCCAAAACCAGGGAAAGAGCCUGCGAGCUUGUCCGAACUGGAUGAAACUGGAGCUCGCACAUCUCACGUGGGAAUUGCAAGGCCUGAUUAACAUUGGAAUGUUAGCCACCAGGGCAAAGGGCUACCCCCGGCAAGAUUGACACCAGGGCAAAUCACACUGGAACACUUCCGUGCUCUAGGGCCAGGUCAGCACUUAAAACUUUUGCUAGUAUAGCAAUGUCAGCUAGGGGUGUGGUUAUUUUUAUGACAUUUCUAUGCUGGCAAAAGCCCUAGUGUAGACACGGUUAUACUGGGGACAAAAAAUGGUUUUGCCUGUAUAGCUAAUUUUGUUUGGGAACUGGGUGCAUUAUAGUGGCAAAAGCACUCUUUGGCUGGUAUAAACUUGGUCUACACUAGGAGGGAUUUUCUGGUCUAGUGGUACUGGUAUAACUAUACCAGCAAACAUUUCCUAGUGUAGACUAGGCCUAGGGCUUUGACAAGGCUAUUAAAUCUAAAGACGGAUGCAUGAUAAUUCCCUAUGGAGCAGAAGCUUUUGCUGCAGCCUUCUCUGAUCCAUUAUUCCAUAAGAUAGUUCUUACCAGCCACAAUUCAGCCAACCAGCACUAAUCAGUAAAGUACUUAAUCACUGUGCUUGGGACCCAUUGAAGAUUUGCCAUUAUCUUCAAUGGGACAGGCCGAAAGCUAAGUAUGUGCUUAAGCACUUCGCUGAAUGGAAGCCACUCUGGAGAUUCUAUAGGAUCCCAAGUGCCUUGGAUGGAACUACUCACGUAUGUAAAGUCAAGUAUUUGGAGGGUCGGGGCCUAACUAUCCUUUCUCUUCUGCCUUUCUUUACACUGGGGAAAUUUACAAAAAAAUCCCCACUGGUUUAGCAGUGUGAGAUCAGUUGGGAAUAUUAGCCUGUAAAUUUCCCAGGAGAAGGCGUGUCUUUGAUUUAAUUCCAUUCCUCCCAGUUAUAUAAAAAGCUCCCUUAUUAAUCAGUCACGGGGCCAUAUUUUCAUCUCUCUCCAUUUGAGAUGAUCUUGUUCCUACGCGUGGCAGAAACGAAGCUAACCCUCAAGCAAAACAAACACACAGCCCUUUUAAAGGCUGUAAUUUUGUAGGUGUAGGGAAAGGACAUCUGUGAUCAUUACUAUCAUUACUGCUAAUGUUACACUGAGACCGGAGGUGAGGUUUCAACAGCUGCUUGGUUUGUUUAUUUUAACCUACAACUAAUUCCUGCAGGCAGAAGAUUCUACUUGUUUAUUUCUUCUUCUAUUUUCUCAGUUGCCUUCAGCUGACUUUGGGAAUCACAGUGAUACUUACAGAGCUUCAGAAUAUAAUUAAUACAAAAAUACACCACUCUGAUUGCCAGCACUGACACAUUGAAUUGUUCUCUCCUUUAUGGAUGCUUCCUUUUCCCCACUCCUGUCUGCUCUGGUAUCGCAACUGUACUAGCUAAAACCCAGCUGUGCUGGCUACAGCUGCAUUUAAACAGUAGUUAGAGCAGGGCACUGGGAGUUGGGAAGCCUGAGUUCUGUUCUUGUCUACCACUGACUCACUUCCUGACUUUGGGCAAGUCACUUAGCCCCACAUUUUCAAAAGCGGCUGCUGAUUUGGUGGGCCUCGGUCAUUUGGCAGCCCAAACUGAGAGUAUUUGGGGUUGAUUUGCAGAAAUGCUGACCUGCCAUGGCUCGGUGCCUAUGAAAAUCACAUCCUAGGGUCAAAAUUUUCAAAAGAGCUCAGCAGCCACCGAGCCCUGAGCUCUUACGAAAAGCUGGCCCCUUACAGAAUUUUGGUGCCUGAGCUCUUUGGAUAAUCUGGUCCCAGGGGUUUCCAGGUGGGCCUCCAAAAUGAAUGGGCACUUCAGAAAACGUUGACCUCUGCUUCUCUGUGCCUCAAUUCCAGCCUCUCUGAAGUGGGGACAAUGAUACUAACCCCUCCCUUCUAAAAUGCUUUGAGAUCCUCAUCUGAAGAGCACUGGGUGGAAUACACUAUUUAUUAUUGUGAUGAUGGUCUGAUUCUCAUAGUUUCCAUAACCAGUGAUUGUUUUCCCUGACCAUCAUGCUAGCUAAAUAGUACCAUGGACCCUGUCUAUCCUGGCUGUACAACCAAAUUCAGCAACUGUGCUUAAAUAUAGCGUUUCUUUCUUAUAGGGUUUGACCAGCCAAUGCGGAGAGAGCCAAACUAUAUUAGAAUAGAAUGGUUCAGCUAGUCACAUAGACUGGAACAAAUUGAUAACAGCUGACCUAGUCCUGUAUCCUGCCUCCUAUGGAACUUUAAGGGGCCAAUUCUUCAUCUGCUCUGGGAUCUUUACUCUGACAAAGGCCACGGCUAAAUGCUAAAGAGGAAACUAUUAAACCCCACAACAUUCAUUUCAUGGUGAAGAAUGGUAUGAUUGGGAAGGAGAUGGGAUUACUUCCUGUCCUCUAGUUGGUAAUGUGUUCUCUGCAGCCAUACCCCUGCCUAAUUUUUACCCUAGCUAAUGUAACUGUAGAAGAUAUUCAUCCCGCAGUGAAAUUCACUCCUGUGCAGAGGGCCAGCCUGAAACCUUUGCACCACUUAAGCCCUCUUUUGAAGGGCUUACGUGCCUUGUACUAAUUUCUGUGCACAAAGGUAAAUUUCACCUUAAAUGUCCAGUCUCUUUUUUGCAACUUAAGUUGUUUGCUUCAGUAACAUCACACACAGAUACACACAUGGCUGCUACUUCCACUGUCUGUUUUUACCUUGCUUCCAAAUGCAUUUUCCUUUUGCUGCUUGUAAUGUGUUCCUUUCUGAAAUGACAGAGUGGCUUAUUGUUCUUGUAUACGCUGAUGGCAUAAACAAGGGCACCAGCCUGCCUUGCUCUCCCCUGUUCAUUUUGCAUAGCUCUCUGCCAUUCUCUCUCCUCCCUUCCAAAGCAAACAGUCCCGGUCUUUCUGACUGAUGCAAGAGGCGACAGCCUGAUUACAAGGGAGGAGCAUCUAUUUAAAUACAGAGCUCUCUAUGAUUGGAAUGGGAAAACGUACAAAUGCAACGGGGUUUGGGUAAAGCACUAUUAUCUCUGCAGCAAUUCCGGAGCGUGGCACGAGCACCACCAUUCCAAAUGUUUUUCAGAGGAGCAGCAUUUUAGCCCCCUACGUAACGUAAUCGCUUAUCACGUGAGCAGGCUGUGCACGCUCUGUGGACGCCCUUUCGCCUUCCUGCUCUAUCAGUUCUGCCCCCCUUUCCUUGCUCUGCUAAUGCACCUCAGUCCUCAUUCCCCCACACUGUCUGCUGAUGCUCCUCAUUCCUGACCUGCAACACAUACUAGUUUCAGCCCUGGGCUUCCAUCCUGGAAACCCACUGAGCUCACCCCAGUAAACCCACUCCAGGGUCUGAUGGAGUCAAAGCUCACACACGCUGAGCUUGGCAGGGGAGCCUGAGAAAAUUCUUUCCAACUAGUCUAUGCACGAGAGAGAACAGAAUAAGCCGAACUCUCUGAACUGGCCAUAAAAACGACCCAGCUCUGCCUACACAAAUCAUUGCCUGGAAGGUGCCACAGUGAUAAUAUUACUAAUCAGGAAGGACUAGUCCAAGAAUGAACCUUGCUCUGUGAAUUACAACAGAUGCAAAGUUUUAUAGGGCCUCGUGAUUGGGACUUAUGGGUUCCCAUCCCGUCGGAGGCUGGAUCGUGCAAAUGAAACAGUUGUGCAGAUGUAUGAGGGGUAAUUUUUUGACUGCCAGGAAUAAGUCACCUCAGGAUGUCCUCUCAUGGAGAGAAAGAAAAAUGGCUUUUCAUUGAUAGGUUCCCCUGGUAUUCCUCACCUUCCUUUGAAAAGCCCAUUGGCUUCUGAGCUAACACAGCAGGAUUGCCCUGAUAGGAAUGCCAGAUCAAAACCCCUUGGAUCUUGGGGGUAGUUAGGGUAACCAGCUGUCCCGAUUUUAUAGGGACAGUCCUGAUAUUUGGGGCUUUGUCUUAUAUAGGUGCCUAUCACCCCCCAACCUUUGUCCUGAUUUUUCACACUUGCCGUCUGGUCACCCUAGGGGUAGUUCAGACCUCAGCUUUGUGGCUUGGUCCCAGUCCCUAUAACAUGAUCCAAACUGGAACAUUAGCUCUUCUACCUCCUUCCCGCCUCCGCCUCUUGCAAACUUUAGAUCUAGAUUUGGAGCCAAGCUCUGCGGUGAGGGCAUUCAAACACCGAAAGGAAUGCUGGCAACUUUCCAAAGUGCCCCAAACACACAUAAAAAUGCACUGGAAAGAAAUGCAAUUGAAAAGAAAUGCACACAGCCCUAAUAGUUGCUUGUACUUGUCUCUUGCCUCUGACUCAGUGAAUAUAAAUAGCGUGGAUUUACCAGCAGUAUAAUCCUGCCCUUGAUCAGCUUUGUCCUUGUCACCCUGAGGUUACUGGGAGACUAUUUUAGGACUUUAUUGGCCACACUUUGGGCAUAUAUGCCCCUCUGCCUCAAAUCAGCUUUUUAUCCCCAGCUACAGCUUAAAAUCAACACUAUUCCAGGCCAUUCAUAGAGGUAACACACUGCAGAUUUGAGUUCCAACUCCGCAAACUACAUAUUCCAGCAAAAUGAUGCGAGAGUGUGAUGCAGUUGCUAGAAAGGGCUAAUAUCAUUCUUGGCUGUAUUAACAGGAGUGUCAUAUGUGAGAUAUGGGUUGUUCCGCUGUACUCAGCCCUAGCAAGGCCUCAGCUGGAGUACUGUGUCAAGUUUUGGGGCCACACUUUAAGAACGAUGUGGACAAAUUGGGGAGAGUCCAGAGGCGAGCAACAAAAAUGAUCAAAGGUUUAGAAACCCUGACCUGUGAGGAAAGAUUAAAAAACUGAGCAUGUUUAGUCUUGAGAAAAGAAAACUGAGCAGAGACCUAAUGAGAGUUUUCAAGUAUGUUAAGGGCUGUUAUAAAGAGGACAAUAAUCAACUGUUCUCAUGUCCACCAAAGGUAGGACAAGAAGUAACUGGCUUAAUCUGCAGCACUGGAGAUUUACGUUAGAUAUUAGGAAAAGCUUUCUAACUCUAAGGAUAGUUAAGCACUGGAACAGGUUACCGAGGGAGGUUGUAGAAUCCCUGUUCUUGGAGGUUUUAAAGACCAGAUUAGACAAACAUCUGUCAGGGAUGGUCUAGGUUUACUUGGUCCUGGACUAGAUAACCUCUCGUGGUCCCUUCCAACCCUCCAUCUCUAUGAUUCCAUGAAAUCAUCCCUCUCCAUCAAAAAAUUCACCAACACUGACUUAAUGAAACUUAAACAUAGGCUUAAAAUUAAACCUGUGCUGAAACACUUUGCUGAAUCAGGGCCUUUAUGGCCACUAAAUGGAGAGGUACAGCCCUCAGCACACUGGGACCUUUAAGGCGGGACACAAUGUGUGAUGAGGAUCCAAAAUUAGGGAGACACAUACUAUGAUUCCUGCAGGGAACUCAGAAUGCAGCGGGAUACAGUCAUCUAGUGCAAAUGACUCAGCGACCUCAUUUCAUGAUCCUUUAUUUCUGAUGUGUGAGGAGACCCCCAAAUAUGUGUGGAAUGGAAUGUACCUUUGGGUCUAAAAUGAAUGGCAUUUGAGCAGCGUGCAGAAAGGCUGUCUUCUAUGGUAAAGAAUUAGUCUUGGUCAAUUUAAUAGAUUAUAUAUUUGCUAAGGAUCCUUUCAUGAUUACAUUCAAGCUGCAUUUCCUGCAAUAGGAAACUUGGGCUAGAUUUUCAAAGAGCUCAGUAUUCAUUUAGGCACCUAGCUAAGUGGCUGGAUUUGCUGGAGACCCCAGCAUAUUGGAUGCUGAGCUAAUCUGAAAACAUUUUCAAAAGUGUCUCUGACCUAGGCACUUCAGAGCCAAAGUCCCACUGACUUUCAAUGAGAUUUUUAGGCUCUUUGAGUGGCUAUCGCUUUUGAAAAUGGGAUUUAGGCACUUUUGAAAAUGUUACCCCUCUAUUUAAAUGGGAAAUGAGCUAUUUUGAAAAUCUGUCUAUAUGCAAAGUAAAGGUGUAAUUUAAAAUCGUUUUAGUUAAACCAGUGAAAAGGGCUGGGUGGACACCCUUAAGCUGAUCUAAACCUGGCUUAUAUUGAUUUAGCUUAAAUCAGUUAGGAACAGGUUUCAAUAAAACUGACAUAAACCACUUUUGAACCAAAAUUAGAGUGUCUAUACAGGGUUUUGAACUAAACUGGUUUAGAAACCAAUUUAAAUUAAACCUUUUCAGUACGCCUUCUGAGUCUAGACACUCCGAGGGAAUACAUAGCAUGCGACAGGCUGUGUGACAUAUUCUGCCACCUUUACACUGAGUAUGAGAAUAGUCCCACUGGUUUCAUUAGGGCUAGUCAUGGAAUAAGUUAUUAUUUAACAGAUGAAAUUCCCCCUGUGCAACAGGCCACCAGUUAAUUCCAACCUACGUCCUAUGUUACACACAAGUCAUCAGUAGAGAUAGGCCCAAGCUGCCAAGUUCCCAGCUGCAGCUGGACCUACAUGCCCCAAGUUCAUGCAUGCUGGUAUUUGGGGUUCCAUGCUGAAUGCCCAGAGUUCCCCAGAGCCAGGAUCUGAGCUUGCCCACAUUUUGGGAAACAAGUGAAGGUUUGAUAUCUGGGGUUCAUUGUCACAGAAAUAUCCAACUGCUCUGGAGUGGUGGUCAACUCUCGGAUGUGGUGCAGGAGGCAGACCCAGCUGCGGAGCUGGGAUUGGAACCCUGUCUGACAUCCCAGCUCUCAAAUCCGGGCCUGGGAGUUCUCAGACAGCUGUUGCAUCCUGGCCUCCACCCAAUGACUGCUGAAGCUUGGUGAGCGUCAGCCAAGACACCACCCAUGGGAGUGCUGAUUGGAAGAUUGCCCAGCUUCACCAACUAGUCCACCCAUGCUAUUUAAGCCAGAAGGAGGCACAGGAAUUCAUCUGAGCAACUAAAUGAUUCCCCGUUGCUGCUGCUGCAUUGGUCCCUGAUUGUGCCUUCACCCAACUCUCUUCCUGAUUCCUAAUCCUCUCCUGCCUCACCAGGGUCUUUGCUCCUGGUUCCCACCAUGCUCCUGCUCCAUGCCUGAUCCUUGUCUCUCUUCCAGUUCCUGCCCUUACACCUCACUUCCAGCCAUAUCAGUCCUGGCUUUGGCAUUUGGUAUCCAACCCUCAGCUUCAAUUCCUGGCUCUGACUCUGGUAAUCAGCAGUUGGCUCUGGUGCUGACCCUCGAUUCCAUUCCCCAGCUGGACACCUGCUCUGCCCACUAGACUUGACUCCUGCUCUGGCCACUAGGCCAGACCACCUAUGCCCCACUCCUUAACAUCCUGGUCCCGAAACAAUAGCCUCUACCCACUUAAACUGGAAGAGCUCCCCAAGUGGAAAGUAGUAGUAGGUCCUUUAUCUUCCCUGUGGGCUGUCCAGUAGAGGCUGAUAUCAUUCACAUAACCAAAGCUAGUAUAUUACCAAUUACCCCUGCUCUCCCCAGUGUACCGCUAGUCAGAAGCAUCUGAAGUUGAGAGUGGAACUGGUUGAACUAUAUUCCCCAUGAAGAUAAAGCUACACCCGUUUCCUGAAGGCAUUUCCCAUUCUGACAUGACAUUAGCCAGGGGCUGUACUUAAUGCAGAGAAAAGUUUAGGCACAGCAAACUCUUAAGAGCAUCUUAAAUUCAUUUCAAGGUCAGUCCCUCAUGGAGGGAAAGCAUCCACCCAUUGAAACACUGAAUGAACAGAAAAUUGCUCAAUCAAGUUUUACCUUUGCAGUCUGCUGCUCAUUUAUUUGGGAGAAUGAGGCUUGCAGCACAGAAUAAUGGUUGAAGAUGCUUCAAAAAGGGGGAGAUUUUUAGGUGAGUGUCUGACCUAGGAUGACUCUAUAUGUGAGGGCCCUUUCAUCCGGAGGACAAAGGCAUAACAAGAGCCAGUGGCUGGAAGAUGAAGCUAGAGAAAUUCAAACUGGAAACAAAGAGCAACUUUUUAACAGGCAGGAUAAUUAACUAUUGCAAUGGCUUCCCCAAAGGUGUGGGGGAUUCUCCAUCACUUGCAAUUCUACAUCUGCUUUUCUAGAGGCUAGUUCAACCACAAGUUAUUGGGCUUGAUGCAGGAAUUUUACUGGAUGAGGUUCUCUGGCCUGUGCUAUGCAGGAGGUUAGACUAGAUAACAGAAUGGUCCCCUUUGGCCUUGAAAUCUACAAAUCUAUGAACAUAAGGAGGGAUAGUCUUUGGGUUCCAUUGAGUCUCACUUAAGGGAAUACUAAUGGGAGUAAGGGCGAAAGAUCUAUUUGAAGGUGACUAUCAAAGGGCAAAGAAUGAGUAUGUACUAUUACACCGGUUUCAGAGUAACAGCCGUGUUAGUCUGUAUUCGCAAAAGAAAAGGAGUACUGGUGGCACCUUAGAGACUAACCAAUUUAUUUGAGCAUAAGCUUUCGUGAGCUACAGCUCACUUGCUGUAGCUCACGAAAGCUUAUACUCAAAUAAAUUGGUUAGUCUCUAAGGUACCACAAGUCCUCCUUUUCUUUUUACUAUUACACCCUGAGUUUUCAUUUGCAAUGAAAAGGCUUGUUUAAAAUACUUCUCCCCUCAUCCUGCCCCAAUCAGGUUUAACACCUGUGUUGUGGUUUCUUUCCCAUAAACCACAGUCCUUCCUGGCUUUUUGUCCACCUCCCACCCUGCCCCUGUUUCCUGUUUUACUUCUAUUUGCUUUAGGAAUAACAGUGAAGCAAUUGCUACCGCUCCUUCUGCUCUUUCUUCCCCUCUUUCUCGGUGUAAACAGCAUUGUGGAUUUCAUAUGCAACUUAGCUUCUUGACAAAUCCAGUUGAGAACAUUGUGUGCCAGAUUCUAUUUUAAGCACCUAAUAAAAAUGUUUUUGGAAUGAA